CUUUUAUUCUGACGGACUCGGGCAGGAAGUGGUACUGUUGUGGCUGAAGACGAGCUCCCUGCGAAAUCUAAGGUAACGUAACUCUCAAAGAAGACUCUGCGCGUUGGACACUGAGUGGAAAUUUCCUCCAAUAUUUCGUAAACGAAAAACAGAUUUCUCGCUGAUUAGGGAGGGGGGCGAUACCAUGUGGGAGUCACAUGAACGACGAGGAUGAGGCAUAAACAACAAGCGGGCAGCGUAAGAAAAGAGUCGCUGCACGGUCUCUGCCACAGGGACGGGGUUUGCUGCCUGUAAGGGCCCCGCAACAAGCAGCCCCCCCCGUGUCCUCGCUUCCUGAACAUAUGCAAUGAACAGCACAACUCAGCCUCCUGCCAUCGUCGAUGGGGAUGUGGCAGUCGGCUAUGUGUUGGUACCUUUUCUUCUCAUCACCACCAUUGGAAUAGCUGCAGCUGUGGUCAUGUAUAUACGCAGGAGAAGGAGAAUUGAUAGACUCCGUCAUCAGCUGUUGCCAGUUUACACAUAUGAUCCUUCAGAGGAACUUAAUGAAGCAGAGCAAGAAAUGUGGAGAGAAGAAGACACGAGGAUUGUACAAGGUUGGGCCAGAAGUUAUUCACAGCGACGCCCUCUUCUGACCAAAGACGUCAGUGCAUGAUGUUGGCAAACCAUGGCACAGAACAUUUCCAGUGUGGAGACAAACAUCAGUCAUUUCUGAAGUCAUGCACAAGACUUUCUUUGUGUUGUUUGUCUUCGCUACCCUCUGCCGUUAUCUCUGAGUACAUCAGCCACAGUCAGCAUCUUUGUUCUUUCCUGUUUUAUGUACAGACAGAGUAACAUCUGUGCUCAUCUGUGUGGGUCUGAUGCCAGUCCUGUGUGCCUAUCUGACGCAGUACCUUAAACUUAUUUAUUUGAAAUUAUUUAUUCAGACAUUUGACUGUGGUUUUCAGAGACAUGACUCAAAGUUCAGAAAGGUGGGAUGCAUUUUAAAAAUACAGCUUCUGCCUGGUUUACUUGGUUGUUUACAUUCACAGUGUUGUUGUGGGUGGCAUGUGGCAAGCAGUUUUGUUCCUGUGGGUUGCAGUAGGCAAAUCUAGCAAUUAGAAUUUAGGGGCUGUGUUUACAGUGUGGUAAGAGAUGACUGUUCUGCACUAGUUAGAAAAUCAUCAAUCCCUGUAAGAGAAUUUGUGAUCAUUGCCUUGAUAGGUUGUUGUGCACACCUUGUUUGCAGUGCUUUAAUAACAAACAUUGCUUCUUUUAUGAACUGCAUUAAACUCCCAACAGUCACAUUUGCUGACGUGACAUACUGCAGCAUCACUCACAAAAAGAGUUUCAAAUUCAAAGUUUAAUAUAGAUAAAAACGGAAUUAGCUUCUUAUUCCAGUUUUAUUCCAGUUUCUUUUUGAGUCACACCCUCUUUGGUUUUAAUUAGCUGCCACAAGAUCCGGAUAUUUUUGCAGUUGGCCAAAUCCUGUGACUCUUAUCAAUGGCAUGAGAAACCAGAUAUGGAAGUAAAUAACACCAUCCUCCUUUCAUCCCCAAAUGAGUCGUGACUAGUGCCCUAAAUAUGUCCUGUCUACAAGGCAUGGCACCAGUACAGAUUUACCUCGAGCUGAAGAGUCUGUUCAGAUGAAUGCCAUAGGUCUGACUGUAUCAAGCACUCAGGAAACCUCUUUUUUUUUUUCCUUGAUGGGUUACAGCCUUUCCAGUCCUUUAUUUGCCUUGCAUCUAUGAAUGUAAACUAAAUACGAGAGAACUGUUGAACUGUUCUUACAGCUGAACAUGUAUGGUAGUGAUUGUGAAUAUAAAUGUGUUGGACAGAUAAUAACUAAACUAAACUUCAUGGUUUCAGGUAUGACAUCUCAUCUCAGAAUGAGCUUUCACAUGGAUGUUUUCUAUAGAACGUGUUCCUUGGUGCUCCCCGGUCCUCUUUGCAUCUCACUCCUCAUAGUCAUAUGACAUUUGCACUGGUCAAACGCCUGGUGAAUUUAAUGGAACGCUCUGAUUUCAAGUUGCACUUGAAAAGUCAAAGAACUACUGCUGUAAAUGUGAAUUUGGUUAUAAAGUUUCACUUUCA
Molecule: messenger RNA, 2070 nt
Organism: Scatophagus argus
Lineage: Eukaryota; Metazoa; Chordata; Actinopteri; Scatophagidae
Gene: smim29
Product: small integral membrane protein 29
Exons: 5
Coding region: 347-652 (101 amino acids)
Source: RefSeq, a predicted model, not a curated record